ACGUCGAAACGUGGCUGACGUUCGCUGCUUUGACUUGUCAAUUUUUGUUCCACGGAUGUCCACUGACUCUCACUUGUAAAAUUUGUUAAAAUUUAUUCGCAAGAAAUUAUCGGAUCAAUCUGUAAUAGUGCUAAUUAGGAGAAGUAUUAAAUUAUAAAAAAAUGGAUCAAAUCGCUAAAUUUGUAGAGCCAGGCAAGCAAUUUGCGAAAGACUCAAUCAGAUUAGUAAGAAGAUGCACAAAACCCGACAGAAAAGAAUUCCAGAAAAUAGCCAUCGCCACAGCGAUAGGCUUCUGCAUCAUGGGCUUCAUUGGCUUCUUCGUGAAGCUGAUCCACAUCCCCAUCAACAACAUUAUUGUCGGCUCGUAGGCUAAGCUACUCUAGUUUAUAGUUAUCUUGUACCACAGUUUAGCUGUCAUACAGUUUGGAAUGCAACCUCAAAAGCUGCGAUCUUAGCGGAGAUUGCAAGUUGUUCUUAUAGCACAUUGGUUAACAAAGUAAGUAAGCAAAACAGCUUUGGUCCGACUGGAAUACUGCUCAAAGCUUUACUGCCAAGUGAUUAAGCCUUUCUGUAUGAUGGCGCGUAAAACCUGACCUGAUAGAGCCAGGUUAUUGCGCUUCCAUGCUAAUAACAAAGAUAUGAUAUACUGCUGUUGCACUGUUAAAUUACUUUAGUUUGUUAACUGUAUGAUAGCCAAGCUGUGGUUUGUGUAUGUUUAAGCUCUCCGGUGUUGAUUGGUGUUAAGUUAAUUCUCAUUGUAAUAUCAGUUUAUCAUUGUAUUAGAAUAAAUUAUUUCAUUUUCUAAUA
This is a messenger RNA of Pararge aegeria (speckled wood butterfly), 807 nucleotides long. Its product is annotated as protein transport protein Sec61 subunit gamma. Gene Ontology annotation, biological process: post-translational protein targeting to membrane, translocation; protein targeting. Bases 162 to 368 code for a protein of 68 amino acids. Gene Ontology annotation, molecular function: transmembrane protein transporter activity. The record is from RefSeq and is a predicted model, not a curated record. NCBI's taxonomy places the organism in Eukaryota, Metazoa, Arthropoda, Insecta, Lepidoptera, Nymphalidae. Gene Ontology annotation, cellular component: membrane; Ssh1 translocon complex. The transcript has 3 exons.